GCAGGAGGCGGCGGCCAGUGUUGGGUUCCGUGGCCCAGGUGCAGCCCGAGGACAUGUCCAUGCCGAGGAUCGUGCGCGUGUCCCUGGAGCACCCCACCAGCGCCGUGUGUGUGGCAGGCGUGGAGACCCUCGUGGACAUAUAUGGAUCGGUGCCCGAGGGCACAGAGAUGUUUGAGGUCUAUGGGACCCCCGGGGUGGACAUCUACAUCUCUCCAAGCGCGGAGCGUGGCCGCGAGCGAGCAGACACCAGGCGCUGGCACUUCCACGAGGGCUCCGAGAUCAUCGUGAUCAUGAACUCUCCCAGCAACGACGUCAACGACAGCCACGUCCAGAUCUCUUACCACUCCAGCCACGAGCCCCUGGCCCUCGCCUGCGCAGUGCUGUACCUCACCUGUGUUGAUAUUGCUCUGGAUUGUGACCUGAACUGUGAGGGCAGGCAGGACAGGAGCUUUGUAAACAAGGAACAGUGGGUCUGGGGGCCCAGCGGGUAUGGAGCCAUCCUGCUGGUCAACUGUGACAGGGACAGUGUGAACUCUACCGGCCAGGACAACUGUGACCAGCACGUGCAAUGCCUGCAAGACCUGGAGGACAUGUCUGUCAUGGUCCUGCGGACCCAGGGCCCAGCUGCCCUCUUUGACGACCAUAGACUUGUCCUCCACACCUCCAGCUACGAUGCCGAGCGUGUCCGGGUCUUCCAUGCCUGCGGUCCCGAGGACUCCUGUGAGGCGUACAGGCAUGUGCUAGGCCAGGACAAGCUGUCCUACGAGGUGCCCCACUUCCAUGGGGACGAGGAACGCUUCUUCGUGGAGGGUCUGUCUUUCCCUGACGCUGGCUUCCCAGGCCUCAUCUCCUUCCACAUCACCCUGCUGGAUGACUCCAAUGAGGAUUUCUCCCAGUCCCCCAUCUUUACCGACACCGUGGUGUUCCGAGUGGCACCCUGGAUCAUGACACCCAGCACCCAGCCGCCCCUGGAGGUGUACGUGUGCCGGGUGAGGAACAACCUGGGAUUUGUGGACGAGGUGGCCGAGCUGGCCAGGAAGGCGGGCUGCAAGCUGACCAUCUGCCCGCAGGUGGAGAACCGCAAUGACCGCUGGAUCCAGGAUGAAAUGGAGCUGGGGUAUGUGCAGGCACCACACAAGACCUUCCCGGUGGUCUUUGACUCGCCCAGGAAUGGGGACCUGCAGGACUUCCCUUACAAGAGACUCCUGGGUCCAGACUUUGGCUAUGUGACCCGGGAGCCACGAGACCGCUCUGUGAGUGGCCUGGACUCCUUUGGGAACCUGGAGGUCAGCCCCCCGGUGGUGGCCAAUGGGAAGGAGUACCCCUUGGGGAGGAUCCUCAUUGGGGGCAACCUGCCUGGGUCGAGUGGCCGGAGGGUCACGCAGGUGGUGAGGAACUUCCUGCAUGCGCAGAGGGUCCAGCCCCCCGUGGAGCUCUUUGUGGACUGGCUGUCCGUGGGCCACGUGGAUGAGUUUCUGAGCUUUGUGCCUGCACCUGAUGGGCAGGGUUUCCGGCUGCUCCUGGCCAGCCCCAGUGCCUGCUUCAAGCUCUUCCAGGAGAAGCAGAAGUGGGGCCACGGCAGGGCCCUCCUGUUCCAGGGGCUUGUUGGUGACGUGCGGGUCAGCACUGUCUCCAUCAACCAGGUGCUAGCCAAUAAAAGUCUCAUCAGCUACAACAAGUUUGUGCAGGUGGGGACCAGGGGCUUGAACUCUGUAAUGCGCUCAGUCAGACACACCACUGCCUGGCCCCCCCAGUUGGAGAUCUGUGAGGAUCUUCUUUACCACGUCGCGGGCCAGGAACAAAAGCCAAGAGACAGCUGCAUCGACUGGAACCGGGAGGUGCUGAAGCGGGAGCUGGGGCUGACGGAGCGAGACAUCGUGGACAUCCCCCAGCUCUUCAAGACACAGAGGAGAAAGGCAGCAGCCUUCUUCCCUGACCUGGUAAACAUGCUGGUGCUAGGCAGGCACCUGGGCAUCCCCAAGCCCUUCGGGCCCGUCAUCAACGGCCGCUGCUGCCUGGAGGAGAAGGUGUGCUCCCUGCUGGAGCCGCUGGGCCUCCACUGCACCUUCAUCGACGACUUCACCCCCUACCACAUGCUGCACGGGGAGGUGCACUGUGGCACCAACGUGCGUCGCCAGCCCUUCCCCUUCAAGUGGUGGAACAUGGUGCCCUGAGCUGGCCUCCUGUCAGUCCCUCCCCCUUGGAUGGGACCUCAGCCCCCGGUGAUGGAGCCUGACACAGACCCCUGCACAACAAGUGUCCAGAGAAGCUCCAGACCCCUUGGAAGACCGAGGGUAGCUGUGCCUCUCAGAAGCCUUCCCCUCAGAAGAGCUCCCACUUGACCUGCACGCAUCUGGCUUCCGGGCCUUGGUUCCUCUUGGCCUCCCAAGAAGAGAGGCCUUGUCUCCUGUGGCCUUCCAUGCUGGCCAACAUGACCCAUGAGGACUCCUCCAAACAGCUCCCUCUCCGACCCCAGCUCUUCCCUUCGAGGCCUGAUAUGCUCUGGAGCCUAGAUUCCUACAUGCAUCUUAUCCGCCAUCUUGGCUCCUGUGUCCUAAUGGGGGAAGGACCCACAAUUCUGCUUUGGACCGGUUGCUUCUCAUCCUACAGGAGGACAGCUCUAAAUCAGAUCUGUCCACCAGGACAGAAGGGACUGGCCCAUAGCUUCACCACGAGGAAGGAACAAGAGUCCAUUUGGAUCAUGGCAGGACCAACAUCCCAGCUCCACAGCCCUGAGCAGAUAAUCGAUGUCUCACUCCACACACUGCUCGACGUGAGCCUAGCAGGUGUUUCCAGAUGUAUGCUGAAGGGUUGACACUUGUCUCUUAGCCUUCUGUACACCCCAUCACCUGACAUCCAGACAUUUGCGUUGGUCUCCAACAUUCCUGGAAUGUGUUUUAGGUGAAACACUCUGGGGAGUGCAUCCCUAGGGAGUGGGACACCUGUCUGUGUGAAGGUGGAAACAUCCUUCCUGGAGCAGAGGGUGUGUCACCAGCCCUGGGCUGCUCGGCAAGAAGGGGGAGCCUUGUAGAAUCAGCCUGGGGUUCUCUGUUGACACCUGAUCUGUUUCUAGAGAGGGCGGAGUGGGGCCAGACCCCCAAAGACGGUUCACAGUGGGAUGACUGGGGAGGGGGGCGAAUUCUCCAGAUGUGUGUCAGUUACAUUCUUGUUCUGUAUGGGUCCAUCACUAGCUAAUAAACAUACAGGAGCUCCA
This is a messenger RNA of Erinaceus europaeus (western European hedgehog), 3214 nucleotides long. It is a transcript of the gene PADI3, whose product is annotated as peptidyl arginine deiminase 3. The record is from RefSeq and is a predicted model, not a curated record. Lineage: Eukaryota; Metazoa; Chordata; Mammalia; Eulipotyphla; Erinaceidae. Gene Ontology annotation, cellular component: cytoplasm. The transcript is spliced from 17 exons. The coding region runs from base 54 to 2174 and encodes 706 amino acids. Gene Ontology annotation, molecular function: calcium ion binding; protein-arginine deiminase activity.